This is a messenger RNA of Symbiodinium pilosum, 2748 nucleotides long. The record is from the annotation of a GenBank genome assembly. Lineage: Eukaryota; Dinophyceae; Suessiales; Symbiodiniaceae.
AUGGAUGCUGACAACAUUUGCUUCGCUCAAGCCGUCGAGGCCACAGAGCAGAUGGUUUUGCGCGAGUUGCAGGAUCACGUAGCGGUCGGACCGUUUUCGAAUCCUAACCAAGCCGUGCGUCACUUCAUUGACAUUGUUCACAACAUUCCCAGGGGUGAGCUUGAUGUGGACAAUCUCAAGGGUAUUUUUCGAGACAAAGCCUGGGGCGACUUGCCUUCAUGCAUGCGCAUGGCCGGCCACCCGAACUUUGAGUACAAGUCCCAGUACAUCUUCGUCACCCAAAACAACGGCAAUGUCACAUUGGUUAAGCAUUUCUUCCUCACGAAGACUAAGCUCACACAGCUAAAGCUCCAGAAGUACGCCAUUGGCAAGUUACAUGAGAUCAUGUGGGGCAAUGGUAAUAAAGUUGUUGAGCGUAAAGCUUUCCAGUGGAUGCUGGAACAAAUGGGCGGCCUGCAGUCCCGGCACUACGCACUCAGUGGGGAAAAGAAGCGGUCCGCAUCUUCGGCUGCGCUGGGUGGUGGCGUCGCUGAGGAGGACCAGGACGCGGGAUGGGAUUUCAUUAUCCAGCAUGGUGAGCGGGACAAGGGUGAGCUGAAACAGUUACGAUGGAUUCAUAAGAACAUCAACAGGGAGGGCAGCCCCAUCAAAGGGUGGUCGGAGAAGCUGGUGCAGAGAGCACUUGACUCGCUGGCUAAUGAUGGGUGUCUGGCUAAGUUGGCCACCAGGUAUGAUCUCGUCGUGACUGAUUUCCACCCCUUGUUCCUGGAUUUGAUCUUCAAAGACGCGGUGCCUCAUUUGCUUGAUCAUAGUCUGUGGCUACUGGGUGAACCAGGUGUUGGCAAGACGCCGCUAGCGAGGGCCACAGCCAUGAUGUUUAGCCGGUACUAUGGUGGGAGCGGUCAAUUCCGAACUUCCUCAGACUUUAAUUUUUUCAGAGGCAUCUUCUUCAACACUGCCACGCCGGCUAUCUACGAUGAUGGCGACAUCUCCGGCGAGGCAGUGAAGAAGAAAAAAGCGUUUGCGGAUGUUGGUGACAACGAGGGAAUCCUCAAGGAAAGGUGGAAUGCUGCUAAGUUUCUUAAGAACCAGCUCCGGAUCGUCGUGGACAAUGCCUACAGCCCCCUAGGGACAGUAUCUUCUACCGACCUCCCUCAGGAAAAGAAGUUUCAGUCACCCGACACAGGGGACUUUGGCCAGCUUGCUGCCAGUGAGCAGGUUUGGUUGAAAGACGCCCUGCGCGCCCAUGAAAGCAAGCACACUAUCCAAGAACACUACACCAACACCUUGCCGGAGCCGAUCGUCAAAAUGGAGCCGUCCGAGUUUCAUGACGUUGCCGAGGGCUUGGCGGCUAUGUGCGAGGGUGAGACACUAGACGCGGACAGUCCUCCUCCAUAUGUACGCAACCCUCCUAUGACGCCCGAGAGAAAGGUGAAACAGGAAAAGUUCGAUCAACAGUACGCCUCGUUCCUUCUUCGCAGCGAUGCCUUCAGCAAGUCUCUGGGUCCGAACGCCGUCAUUGAGCUCUCGCCUUCGCCAGUAGGGUCCGCCAUGCCUUCCGCACCUGUGCCCAACCCGUCCUUCGAACCCUUGGGUGAUGAUAUGGACAUUGAUGACGAGCUUAGCGAAGAGAAUGUGUUCGGGCACGGGCAACGCAAAGAUCAGAUCAAAUGGGCACGAAAUCUUCCUGAGCUACUUCUCGCUUCCAACAAGAAAAUUGUUCAGAUUUGGGUCACGGACAAGAUUCUCGUGAACUGGACAGGGAAGUGCUGUCCUCGCUGUGAGGCAGGCACUCUAUCUGAUCUCAAGCUUCACAAGCCCAGUGGGCAGUACAAGCACCGUUGCUCUUCGCGCGGUUGCCAAGCGUGGAUCAGCCCUCAUCAUCUCCAUCCACUUCUCACGGAUGGCCGGGGCACAGGCGCACAGAGCCUACAGAUUCAAAGUAGCAUGCUUCUCCUCAAGCUCCUUCGAGUGUCGCAUCCUUCCAUCCACAUCCUCCUGAACGUCAACCACAAAGCCAUCGAGGAUCUAGAGAAAAAGCUGUGUGAGCUCCGGAAAGACUUCGUCGAAAAGAAGGAGCGAGAGAUCGUCUUCGGAAACCUCAAGGCUUGGAAAGAUGUUGAGGCGGAUGAAGCGACCUUUGACAAAAAAGACAUUUCUCGUUCCUUAGAGUUCCAGCAUCUCAUCAAGAAUCCAAGCCACACGACCAUGUGGGAACAGUGGGCCGGAAUUAUCCAGCGGGGUCGUCCCGAAUCAUUGGUACUUUGCAGACUCAAGCCCAAGCUGACCGUCAAGAGAGCUCCCGGUCCAGGAGCUAGUCGUCGCAUUGAGUGGAAGACGAUUGGGGCGAAAUUCUUACGUGACAGAAACGUAGUUCUGCACACAGACUCCGCAAAGUCUUACAAACUCGCCAUGCCGGGCAUCAUUCAUGAUCGGGUCGUUCACUGCAAGAAGCGCGUCAAGCGAAAUGGCAAGUAUGUAUGGAUGCAGCCCAAGUACGUGUCCCUAGUCAAGCACACCAUUCCUGGGUCCCGCAAAAAGCUCGCAGUGAAGUCAGGGACACAAAUCAUAGAUAGGUGCUGGCGCUACUUGAAAGAGCGAGUACAGAUUAACCAGCACUGUAAAGCCGGAAGUAAGCUCUUGCGUGCCAAGCUGAGGGCCGCUCAGUACGAGUAUUGGUACAGAAAUUCGGACCUCUGGCUGAAGUGCGGUGAGCUCUGCGCGCACAAGAUGCGCGAUUUCGUGUAG